Messenger RNA from Diaporthe citri, 1572 nucleotides. RefSeq lists its product as uncharacterized. Gene Ontology annotation, cellular component: membrane. Gene Ontology annotation, biological process: transmembrane transport. Gene Ontology annotation, molecular function: transmembrane transporter activity. The record is from RefSeq and is a predicted model, not a curated record. Bases 1 to 1572 code for a protein of 523 amino acids. The transcript has 5 exons. NCBI's taxonomy places the organism in Eukaryota, Fungi, Ascomycota, Sordariomycetes, Diaporthales, Diaporthaceae.
AUGGGUCAACCGUCCUACCAGGCGUCCAACGCCAUAGUCUACCUGACUUAUGGUGCAUUUCUUAUAUUGGGAACCGCCCUGGCAUGGAGAUUCCGCAAGGACUCCAAGGGCGAGUUCCUUUCCGGCAACAGAACUCGGACUGCACUUCCGAUCGCUUUGAACUUCAUCGCCUCUGGUCUCGGAUCCGGCAUCCUGUUCUCCUACCCGGAGCUUGCCACCAUCGCCGGCGUGCAAGGCGUGGUUACCUACGCCCUGAUGUCCGCCCUGCCGCUGCUGAUCUUCGCUGCUCUGGGGCCCGUCAUCCGCCGCAAGUGUCCUGAGGGCUUCGUCCUCACGGAAUGGACGCGCCAGCGAUAUGGAGUCAUCACAGCCCUGUGGUUGAGUUUCCUGACGCUGGUUACCAUGUUCUUGUACAUGGUUUCCGAGCUGUCAGCAAUCGGCCAGGUCGUUAGUACCUUGACUGGACUGGACUCGCUUCCUGUCCUCAUCGUGCAAUGUGUGGUUACUACUAUCUACACCUCUCUCGGCGGCUUCAGGGUCUCCUUCAUCACGGACAACAUCCAAGGCACCAUGGUGCUCGGCCUCAUCAUAAUUGCAACCAUCACCAUCGGUGCGCGGACUGACAUUCAGCCGAGCCUCGUCGAACGCUCAGGUCUUCUCGAGCCAAGCCUGCUCGGCUGGCAGCUCCUGUACAUCUUCCCGGUGGCAAUCAUGACCAACGAUUUCUUCCUCUCUAACUUCUGGCUGCGGACCUUCGCCUCCAAGACCGACAAGGACCUCUGGAUCGGCGUCAGCAUAGCCGUCGUCUGCGUGCUCAUCAUCCUGACGCUUGUCGGGAUGACGGGCUGCAUCGCAGCCUGGUCUGGCGCCUGGCCCGGCGACCCAGCUCAGGAUGGCAGCGUGGCAUUAUUCCUCCUCCUGGAGCAGCUCCCCAACUGGGUGAUCGGAAUUGUGCUCGUCAUGGCUGUUUCGCUGUCCACCGCGUCCUUUGACUCGCUUCAGUCCGCUAUGGUCUCUUCCGCCGCGAACGACCUGUUCCGCAACAAGCUGAACAUCUGGUACAUCCGGCUGGCCGUCGUCCUGCUCAUCAUCCCCGUGAUUGUCAUCGCGCUGAGGGCCAUAUCCAUCCUGCAGAUCUACCUCAUUACGGAUCUCCUCUCGGCCUCGACCAUCCCCGUACUGGUACUCGGCCUCAAUGAUAGGGUAUACUGGUGGCGCGGCUUCGAGGUCGUCGUCGGCGGCCUGGGCGGCAUCCUGAGCGUGUUCAUCUUUGGCACCAUCUACUACGGCGACGCCGAGUCUGGCGCACAGCUCAUCCUCCUGGAGCAGGGCCUGUACGGAAACGACUGGGCCGCGUUCGGCGCCUUCGUCGCUGCCCCUAUUGGCGGGCUGCUCUCUGGCUUCGCAGCCUGCGCGCUGAGGCUCUCGUUCCAGUUCUUCUUGGCUAAGAAGAACGGUACGCGGUUCACGGGGCUGGACCGCCCUGCUGUGGAAGAUGACUCUGAGACAGAAGUGGUCGUUCACCAGAGUGAAGAAGUCCCAGUGUCCAAGCAUGCGGGGAAGUUCUUCUGA